CGCGCGGCUCCUCCCAGGCUCUCCUGCUGCUAACGGGCGCGGCCUGCCUGGCCCACUUCUCGUCUCCAUCGACGCCGCCGCCCAUUUCAUUUCAGAGCGAUAGGGAGGAUCAGGUUAAAUAACCGACCCAUCCGCCGGGGAGCGCUCUUCCUUCGGUUCCAAUUCCAACGGCAACAACAGCGGCGGGAAAGGAGGAGAGGGCAAGGGGAGGAGCCAUGGGUAACGCGUCGUCGAUGCUGACCCAGUACGACAUCGAGGAGGUCCAGGAGCACUGCAACUACCUCUUCUCUCAGCAGGAGAUCGUGUCCCUGUACGAGCGGUUCUGCCAGCUCGACCGCAGCGCCAAGGGCUUCAUCUCCGAGGACGAGUUCCUCUCCAUCCCCGAGUUCUCCCUCAACCCGCUCUCCAAGAGGUUGCUACGUAUGGUUGAUGGAUUGAACUUUAAGGAUUUUGUUGCCUUUCUUUCUACUUUCAGUGCAAAGGCCAGUCUUCGGCAGAAGAUCGAACUAAUAUUUAAGGUUUACGACAUCGAUGGCAAGGGAAAAGUAACCUUCAAGGACCUGCUAGAAGUUUUACUUGACCUAACAGGGUCGUUCAUGUCUGAUGAACAAAGAGAGCAAGUAGUAACUAAGGUACUAGAAGAAGCGGGGUACACCAAGGAUUGCUCAUUUUCAGUAGAAGACUUUAUCCAGAUUAUCGACCAUCCUGGGCUAAAGAUGGAGGUGGAAGUGCCAAUUGAUUAGUGAAAACACUGCAGAUUUCAGAAAAUUAGUUUAAUCUGCAAGGACAUAGUGUCCAUACUCGAUGACAUGUAACAGGAUAAUGGCACCAGCAUUAGUUGUCCUAUUUGUGACCAGUUCACGUGCCUAAAUUUUCGUUUACUCUGAUGAAACAACUAGCUUUCGUCUUUGUUUAGCCCUUGUA
Panicum virgatum (switchgrass) is the source of this 924-nucleotide messenger RNA. Its product is annotated as calcineurin subunit B-like. Bases 216 to 743 code for a protein of 175 amino acids. The transcript has 6 exons. Gene Ontology annotation, molecular function: calcium ion binding. The record is from RefSeq and is a predicted model, not a curated record. NCBI's taxonomy places the organism in Eukaryota, Viridiplantae, Streptophyta, Magnoliopsida, Poales, Poaceae.